AUGGUGAUCCUCCCAAUUCUCUUCCUGGUGCUGUGUGGCGUAGCCUUCAUUGCUGGGGUGCUGUUGAACAGCUAUGUCCUCUUCGUCGCCGGCUGCCGUGUGGAGAGGACGACCAGCACCGUGUGGUUCUGGAACCGAGCCAUGGCCGAUUUAAUCUUUAUCAUCUUCCUACCUCUCAAAUUCACCUCCACCUUCUUCCUGGACUUAGACUGGGCCAAGAGGCUGAGCAGCACCGUCACCUCCCUAUACAUGUUCUCCAGCGCCUUCCUCCUUAUGGCCCUCAGUGUCGACCGAUGCAUCCUUGUGGCACGCCCUGAGUGGGCCCAGAACCACCGCACACCCCUGCUAGCUGUCAUGAUGGUUUGUGGCAUAUGGGCCCUGUCUCUAGGGUUCAGCUUGCGGUACGGUGAUCUCUGGGAAUACCUCCUCUCACCUGUCAGCACCAGCAUGAAUUUCCAACUGGAUGAAGGGAGGGUGAAGGCCGCCGUAGUGAUCCAGUUCUUGGUUGGGUUUCUGAUCCCAUUAGCCUUGAUCUUGAUCCCAACCUUCUACAUUGUUCUAGCUGCCAAGCUGAGAGGGAACAGGCUGAUCCGGUCCACCAAGCCACUCAAGAUCCUUCUUGGCUUGAUCCCAACCUUUUUCCUCUGCUGGCUGCCGUAUCACAUCUUCUCCUUCCUGCAGAUCUCAAUUAUAUACCCUCUGCCUUUCCUUGUCACAGAAAGCAUUUUUGCUUGGAUGCUGGAGUAUUUCAACAGCUGCCUCAACCCCAUCUUCUACCUCACCAUGGAGGAAGAGUUUCUGAGGUACCGGCAACAUGCACGCAACUUCCAAACCACCGACAACUCAGGGCCAGAGCUGGCCUAA
Molecule: messenger RNA, 864 nt
Organism: Malaclemys terrapin pileata
Lineage: Eukaryota; Metazoa; Chordata; Testudines; Emydidae
Product: C3a anaphylatoxin chemotactic receptor-like
Exons: 1
Coding region: 1-864 (287 amino acids)
Biological process (GO): phospholipase C-activating G protein-coupled receptor signaling pathway; positive regulation of cytosolic calcium ion concentration; complement receptor mediated signaling pathway
Cellular component (GO): plasma membrane
Molecular function (GO): N-formyl peptide receptor activity; complement receptor activity
Source: RefSeq, a predicted model, not a curated record